UCCAGGAAGCAACACAACAGACGAUCAUUAACAAGAUCAGAACAGACGCCUGAAAAGGAAACAUUUUGAUAACAGAAAAUACAGUUAUGUGAACUGCAGUACUGGAUAUGAGUCUACAAUCAACUGUGGGACUGAACCCAGAAACUAUCAGAACCGAGGAAGAGCUUGUGUUUAUUGUCGGUAUUUGACACUGUCAUAGUAAUGACCAACAUGAGCAAGGAUCAGAAUGAUCAUUAACUUCUGAAGCAACCGAACAGUCCACAAAUGGAGCCUUGUAUUUGGAGAUAAAUCCAAAGCGUAUUUUAUUGAAAUACACUGUAUGCUCAAGCAGCCAAGAUACAAUGCAAAAAAUGCUGAGAUUGGGAUUUUUUGUGUUCUUUUUGGAGGUGAUUGGGGUACCCCUGAUCCAGGGACACAGCGCUUUCACGUGUGAACCCAUUAAAGUUCACAGAUGUCUUGGGAUGCACUACAACAUGACAUUUUUUCCUAAUAUGAUGGAACAUUACGACCAAGAUAUUGCUGCUAAAAAAAUGGAGCCGUUUGUUCCACUGAUCAGUCUCAGCUGUUCUCCAGAAGUCCACAAGUUUAUGUGUGAGGCGUUUGUGCCAGCCUGCACUGACCAAAACAAAGUGAUUAACCCGUGCAGGAGCCUGUGUGAGCGAGUGCACUCGGACUGUGGAAAGGUGAUUGAUACUUUUGGAGUCACCUGGCCCCCCGAGCUUGACUGUGGCAGGUUGGAAGAAUGUCGAGGUUCUCAGCCUGGUACUCCUGCUCCUUCCACUAAGCAUGCAGUCACCCAGAAGGCAACCCAGCCUGUGCAGAGGGACUAUGGAUUCUGGUGUCCUCGGAAGCUCAAGACCCCAGUUGGUCAGGGUUCCAUGUUUCUGGGAGUGAGUGACUGCGCACCACCAUGUGAAAACAUGUACUUCACAAGCAGUGAAAUCAAAUUUGCCAAGAACUUUGUUGGGAUUGUUUCCAUUAUCUGCCUUUGCGCAACGCUGUUUACAUUCUUCACUUUCCUGAUUGACGUCAAGAGGUUCAGGUACCCCGAGCGUCCUAUCAUCUUCUACGCCGUGUGUUACAGCAUAGUCUCCUUAAUCUACUUCAUAGGGUUCCUGCUGGAUAACAGCACAGCUUGCAACAAGGCUAACGAGAAGUUGGGGCACAUGGAAACUGUAGUUCAGGGCUCGCAGAACAAGGCCUGCACUGUCCUUUUUAUGCUGCUUUAUUUCUUUUCCACUGCUGGAACAGUGUGGUGGGUUAUUCUGACCAUCACCUGGUUUCUGGCUGCGGGGCCCAAGUGGAGCUGUGAAGCUAUUGAGAAGAAGGCAGUGUGGUUCCACUCCUCGGCUUGGGGGAUUCCUGGGGCUCUGACAGUGAUGUUGCUGGCCAUGAACAAAGUGGAGGGUGACAGCAUGAGCGGGGUGUGCUUUGUGGGGCUGUAUGACCUGGAUGCACUGCGCUACUUUGUCCUUGCGCCCCUGUGCACUGGUGUGGUUGUGGGUCUGUCUCUGCUCUUGGCCGGCAUCAUCUCCCUCAAUCACGUGCGGCGGGUGAUCCAGCACGACGAGCGGAACCAGGAGAAGCUGAAAAAGUUCAUGAUCCGGAUCGGCGUCUUCAGCGGUCUUUAUCUGGUGCCUUUGGUUACCCUGCUGGGGUGCUACAUCUAUGAACAAGGUCACCGGACCACUUGGGAAAUGACGUGGGUCAAUGACCAUUGUGAGGAGUAUCACAUCCCCUGCCGACCUUACCAGGUGAAGACAUUAGCAAGGCCGGAUCUUUCCCUGUUCCUGGUCAAAUACCUGAUGACCCUGAUCGUUGGCAUCUCGGCUGUCUUCUGGGUCAGCAGUAAGAAGACGUGUUCAGAAUGGGCAUUUUUCUUCAACAAGACUCGCAAGAGAGAUCCCAUCAGUGAGAGUCGGAAAGUGCUGCAAGAAUCCUGUGAAUUUUUCUUAAAACAAAACUCCAGAGUGCAGCACAAAAAGAAGCACUACAAGCCAAACUCCCACAAGCUGAGGGUCAUUUCAAAAUCGAUGGGGACCAGCACAGGAGCAACGGCAAACCACGGCACGUCUGCAGUCGGCAUCACCAAUCAUGACGUUUUAGCCCAGGCCACAUUCUCAGAGGUCAGGGCUUCAUCGGAUGCUUCUGGGAAAGAGCUUGCAGAGCAGGGCAAUUCCACUCGGGCAGCCCAGCCUCGAUCAAAAUCCAGGGAACGGGUACCUUCCGGCCAGGUAUUGCCGUCACGUGCUUUGUCUGGGGAUGUAGUGGAGAAGAGGAGCAAAGCUGGGAGCUCUGGCAAAGUAAGCAGCCAAUCUGAGAGUUUGCAGCGAGUCCCUGAUGGAAGAUUGACCCCCAGAAGUGAUUUUCUGGAGGGGCGUCCAGUACAAAGCAGUCAUCCUCUGCCUCGCAGCUCAUCACAGCCCAGCAGCAUUAAGGGAUCCACUUCGUUUCUUGUACACAUUGUUCCGGAAGAGAAGAAAGAGAAAAAUCUGGACAACAGCUGCUCAAAUACCUGAACGGGUAUCUCUGUUUCAGCACAACCCCCCCCCCCCCAAUACUUACCUACAUUUGUUUGAACUUUUUUGGUUUUUUAUGCAGAGUUUUGUGUCAGAGAAGGACCUACAUUAAACAUUCAGAAUAUUUGUAUUGUCAAAAAGGGCUAUUUAAUGUGUGCGUGCGUGCAUUUCUUUUUUAAAAAAUUUUUAUAACCUUUUAUUUCCUAAGAUUAUCAAAAUACUAAAUUGUUCUGUAGUCAUAACACUGAAAUAUUUCUGGAAAUUGUAUAUAAAAUACCAUUUGUAACAGUCUUGAAGAUUCCAAUUAGUCUUCUAAGAGGUACAUGUUACUUUUAAAUGUAUUCAUUCUGUAGAGGUAGUUUUUACUGAUGGUGCCUCCAUUGAUGUUUAACAGUUCUUACACUGUAUAAAUGUAUUGCGGUUACAGUUUUCACAGUGUGGUGUAAGCAAGCGGGUAUCCUCAGUCACAUAAAUUGUAGUUCUUUAUAUACGAAUAUAUUUUGUUUUAGAACCGCAAUAUGUAGUUAACCAUGUACUUUUCAAGCAUUUGUUGACAUCAUGCACCACUGCAACCUGAGUGACAUUUAAACAAAAUAGAUUGUUUGUCUAGCAUAUCUUAACUUAAGUUUCUUUGGUAAGAUUUCACAAUCAUGUCAUUUCAAGCAUUUCACUAUGCUUUUUUUUUUUUUUUUUUUUUUUUUUUUUUUUUUUUUUUUUUUUUUUAAAUCAAACUAAUAAAUGUUUAAAAGAGCCCAACAACCACAAAUUAACUGAAUGAGAUGCAUGUAUAUUCCACCUAUAAUGGCAGAAACUUAUUGGGGACACAUGAUUCUGGCAAUAUGUAGUAGUACUGUAAUAAGAAUGCAGUACAAUGGGUUAAUUCUGAAGGAUUAAAGAACUUGAGACGACAAUAUACCAAUCCUAUAUAAUUAUGCCCUUAGGUAUUUGGGUAUUCUGCAGUAAUUCUGCAAAGUUACUGUGUCAAGAAAUACUAUACUGUGGAGUAGAGAACGAGACGACUGAAUCCCUUGUUACUAUCUUAAAAGCAAUUAAUUUUAUGUCGAAGUACACACCCUCCCAAGUAUUGCUUUCAGCUGCUCUAGGUGAAUUGCAAAUGUUGUUCAGCCCAUGGAGCUGUCAUACAAGAGGUGUGACUCGCUUAAUUUCAGCAUAUUUGCAUUCCUCUCUUUGCUUACUAUGUAUUGGUUGCAUUUCAAUCUGGUAAGCUCAGUAAGCAGUUUACCUUUCAGUCAUUUCAUGAGGCUUGGCAGCUUUUUUUUUUUCUUCCAGAUGUUUCAAUGUCUUGUAUUGCAUGUACAUUAAUGUCAGAUUGUUAUGUAUUGUCAGACUGUAUACAGGUUAAAGACGAUACUGGCUUAAAUCGCUUCUCUUUCUGAGCUGUAAUGGGUCUUUGAAGCCUGGUGCAGCUGGAAGUGGAAAGGGAUUUUGCAAGAAGUCACUUUUUUCAUUGCUGUCUGUAGAGUGUUAACGUUAGUCUAAUAUCACAGUGAUGAAAUUCCAGUGGUUUCACCUUUUGGCAUUUUUAUUUGGUGAGGAAAAAUAAUGUACCUGUAUAAAAACUGGUAAAUGCAUAAUGCACAAAGGAAGCAUAGCGAUUGUUGAACUACUCCGCAACAUUUUUGUAUAUUUUUCUUACUGCCUGGAAGGGUUUAAACAAUUCUUGUCACAUACCAAAGGAACACUAUUUUUUUUUUUUGGUGGGGGGGGGGGUACACAGGAACAAAAUGGUAAUUUUUUUUUUUACUGCAAUGAAUCCUGAUGUUUAACCUGUAUUAAACAUUAACCUGAAUCAAUAUGGUAUGUGAAGUUGCAAGUAUGUGUGCAAACAUGACAUUAUGAACUUGCAACACUGCGUACUAAGAUGAAAAAUCCUGAUAAUUACACAAUUGCUUGGUGCUUUGCAGUUUACAUUGAAUGUCCACAACUUUUUAUUUCUUUUUGCUGUUCUGCUUUUUUUUUAAACUGUCAUUCUGUUCAGUGUUUAGUACAUAGCAAUCAGUUUUGAUACCAUUUCCAUUGAAUGAGUUUUAUAAUUUGAAUAAAAUGAUCUUCCUAAGAAA
This is a messenger RNA of Polyodon spathula (Mississippi paddlefish), 4600 nucleotides long. RefSeq names its product frizzled-6-like. Gene Ontology annotation, biological process: canonical Wnt signaling pathway; non-canonical Wnt signaling pathway. The transcript is spliced from 7 exons. Lineage: Eukaryota; Metazoa; Chordata; Actinopteri; Acipenseriformes; Polyodontidae. Gene Ontology annotation, molecular function: Wnt-protein binding; Wnt receptor activity. The record is from RefSeq and is a predicted model, not a curated record. Gene Ontology annotation, cellular component: plasma membrane. The coding region runs from base 342 to 2519 and encodes 725 amino acids.